This is a messenger RNA of Trichomonas vaginalis G3, 321 nucleotides long. RefSeq names its product protein of unknown function, DUF4108 family. Lineage: Eukaryota; Parabasalia; Trichomonadida; Trichomonadidae. The annotation marks the transcript as partial. The record is from RefSeq and is a predicted model, not a curated record. The transcript has a single exon.
UCUUCAUUCAGCAAAGUUUGGAACAUCGAACCAGUUAAGUUUGCUAUUGUGACUAAAAAUGGUGCGAAAUUUGAAGACUUAGACAUUGACGGUAUGUUGACAGUCAAAGAAAAUUUUGACAGAAAGUUCUCAAAACUCGAAGAAGGUAAAGCAUACAAACUUGUUAUACCUUAUGAACCAAAGAAAGCAGACGACUAUGAAUAUUAUGAGUCUAAAGUUGUAGAAGUUCAAGGUAAAUUGGGUAAAAAGAUUUUAGAGUCUAAGCCAGUGUUUACUCCUAAAGAGGAAGAGAACAUUGACAUUGACCCAGAAAUGUUCUAA